GUUAAGUCCGAACGGAUCAGUCCGUGUAAAUUUCAAAAGUUUUGUUUUUAUUUGUUUGUCCUUAAUCCGUAUUCGGUGGCCUUCUAAAAUGAAAAACGAUAUAGACGAAGACAAACCCUUUAAUCCAUUCUACAUUGGGCCCCACCCAAGCAAGGCAUGCGCCAUUCCCGAAACUCUGCCUCGUGAAUGCUCGCCGGACUGCAUAGCUCCGAAAGUUGGCGGUGUUGAGGCUGUUGGAUCGGAAAGUGCUGGCAAAGGAGUCGGUAGUCAGGGUACCCCCGGUAAGGGAAAUGAGAGUCUUAGUGGAGAGGCACCUGCGUCCAAUAGCUCAAAUCUGGCAACACCCUGCGCUCCGUAUCCUUGCUAUGAUCGCAGCAAGUAGCAUAGAUACGGAUCAAGCGACAUAACAAUUAUCUAAAUAUAAGCUCAAAUUUAAAUAAACCAAGCUCAAACCAAGCUGA
Messenger RNA from Drosophila novamexicana, 461 nucleotides. RefSeq lists its product as uncharacterized. The transcript has a single exon. NCBI's taxonomy places the organism in Eukaryota, Metazoa, Arthropoda, Insecta, Diptera, Drosophilidae. Bases 89 to 382 code for a protein of 97 amino acids. The record is from RefSeq and is a predicted model, not a curated record.